AUGCAGGCGAAUAGUACCGACGCCAAAAAUGUCGACGAGAACCAAGUUGCAUUCUCCCACGAAGAGCUACACUCCGAUGAUGGCAUAUCCCCGAGACUGCUUUCUCGAGUAAAAUGGAAGUUGGAUCUUUUUAUUCUGCCGAUCAUAUCGAUUGUAUACUUCUUUGCACAAAUGGGAAGAUCAGACUUAGCCAACGCCCAAGUUGCGGGACUCUCAGAUGAGUUGAAACUCUCUCCUAGAGACUAUUCAAAUGCGGCAACGGUACUAUUGGUAGCCUAUGUCGUUUUCCAGCUACCGGGCACGCUCUUGAUCAAGCGGAUUGGGUCGGCGAGACAGUUUGCAGGAGCCAUGCUCAUAUGGGGUGCAAUUACCGCAUGUACCGUCGCCAUCCGCAACAAAGACGAACUCUUUGCCCUGCGCUUUCUGACCGGAGCAGCUGAGGCAUUCGUUCAGGGCGGAGUUUUUUACCUGUCUUUCUGGUAUCAGUAUAGCGAGCUUGCCACGCGUGGGGCUAUCUUCUAUUCCAUGAGUACAUUGGCGGGUGCAUUCAACGGGUUGAUCGCCUACGGUAUCGAAAAAGAUAUGGAUGGGCUUCGUGGCUGGAGAGCCUGGCGCUGGAUAUUUUUAAUCGAAGGAGUUAUGCCUUGUGUGGCGGCGGUCUUCGUGUUGUUUCUACUUCCCAACAGCCCCGAGACCUUGAAAUUCGGCUUUACAGCAGAGGAAAAAGCAUUGGUAGUGCGACGCAGCCGUCUCGCCCAUAAUACCCCUGAGGCGAGACUUGAAAUAAAGAAGGUUCCACUGGUGCUUCUCAGUCUACAUUUCUGGCUCUUGCUUGGCAUUGCUUGCUGUGGCCAUUUUUGCGUUGGGUCGAUCUCCAACUUUCUUCCUGCGAUUAUCCAGGGCUUUGGAUACACCUCGAUCAACACUCAACUGUUUUCCGUCAUAGUAUACAGCUGCGCCUGUGCCGGUGUAUUAUUCUGGGCCAAGGUAGCUGACCGAACAAACGCUCGAGGUCUAACAAUCGCAGCAUCAACUUGCGGAGCGAUCGUGGGCUACUCAUUGCUGCUCGGUUUAGAGAAUAAGAAAGCCAGAUUCGGCGCAACUUGCCUUGUCGCCUUCUCAGUGUACCCGAGUGUGGUUCUUCAGCUUUCCUGGUCGGCCAUGAGCUUUGUUGGUUAUACACGAAGGUGA
This is a messenger RNA of Penicillium nucicola, 1191 nucleotides long. RefSeq lists its product as uncharacterized. Lineage: Eukaryota; Fungi; Ascomycota; Eurotiomycetes; Eurotiales; Aspergillaceae. Bases 1 to 1191 code for a protein of 396 amino acids. Gene Ontology annotation, biological process: transmembrane transport. Gene Ontology annotation, cellular component: membrane. The record is from RefSeq and is a predicted model, not a curated record. Gene Ontology annotation, molecular function: transmembrane transporter activity. The transcript has 5 exons.